Messenger RNA from Nilaparvata lugens (brown planthopper), 907 nucleotides. RefSeq names its product COA8 family protein CBG23705, mitochondrial. Gene Ontology annotation, cellular component: mitochondrion. The record is from RefSeq and is a predicted model, not a curated record. The transcript is spliced from 3 exons. Lineage: Eukaryota; Metazoa; Arthropoda; Insecta; Hemiptera; Delphacidae. Gene Ontology annotation, biological process: intrinsic apoptotic signaling pathway. The coding region runs from base 323 to 811 and encodes 162 amino acids.
UAUUUGCGAAUUAAUUAUUUUGAUUAAAUUUCUUCACUUGUCGUUUUUUUUGCAUUUAAUUAUUAUUUUCAAACAAAUUAAAACAAGAAUAUGAUCGAAUCGAUAAAUUGAUCUGCUCAGCUGACUUUGUCCCAAGGCCCUUUCCUAACAAAAUGAUCUCUAACCUUAAAAUCAUAGUGGUAUAAUAGUACACAAAUUGCUAAUUUUACGUUUAUAAUUAUAUUUCUAAUUCUACUUUAUUCAAAAUCAUUUUAAAAUACCCACAGAAUCAGUUAAAAUAUCAUAUUAUUAUUCAUUUUGUCUUUUCUGAUGAACACCACUUAUGUCAAAGUGCAUGGAACGACGCAUUCUUCGCCAAUUGGUUAACUUACGCCAUGUAUCGUCAUCGUCUACAUCGAACAAGGGGGAAACCGCCAAUCCAACAAAUGAUCUUAUUGGUCAGCCACAUCCAAUAUCCAAUCUGAGAGCUGUAAAGUUCUACAUCCCAAAAAAUGAGAACGACGUGGAGCGCCAGUAUCGAAUACAACGAGAGGAGGUACAAAAAUGGAACGAGAAAUUCUGGAUAGCUCACAAUACACAUUUCAUAGCGGAGCGGAAAAAAUUCCUGGCAACUCAUAAAAAGGACUUUGACAACGAGCCCAUGUCCCCAGACAAGUUAUCAGUUUUCUACAAGAGAUUUCUGGACGAGCACUGGAAAAUUCACUUGCAUUACAACUACGAAUGGUACAAGAAGAAUGCAGGGCUUGUAGUGUUAGCCCUCAGAGUGAAGCUGCAUCGUUUAAAGAUGGCGUUCUUUCAAAAGAACUCGUGACCCACUGCUUGGUAGAUAACAUCUCGAUUUUAAUCUCUAGUCAGAAAGUGUAUAUUAUUUUUGGUGUAAAUAAAUUAUGUAAAUAUUGUUGGUGAA